UGGCAUGUGCCCUUUCCAGCAAUGUUCCUUGUGAAACUCCACACUCCCAAUCCCCAAUUCCGGUUUGUAGUAUGGCGAUACCAGCAGUGCGUUGUCUCCUUCAUUCCUAUUGUCUCACUCUUCUACGGGCAUGGGGGGUCUACAAGGAAUACUCCACGCUCGUUGUACGAAAUCAAAGUGCCCCAGCAACCUGGCUAUCUCUCGCCCAACAUUAUUGAACGUAACGUGUCAGCUUUUGGCCGCUGACCAACUACGUGGAGAUCUGACAGCAGCAAAAAUCUCCACGAUGAUCCAAAUUUGGAUUCGGCGUUUCGUAUACGAAAUAACGUCUGGCCACCAGUAUCACAAACACUCCGAUUGCUGGUAGUACCCCGGC
This is a messenger RNA of Bipolaris sorokiniana ND90Pr, 376 nucleotides long. RefSeq lists its product as uncharacterized. Bases 22 to 246 code for a protein of 74 amino acids. The transcript has a single exon. The record is from RefSeq and is a predicted model, not a curated record. Lineage: Eukaryota; Fungi; Ascomycota; Dothideomycetes; Pleosporales; Pleosporaceae.